AUGGAAUUAGCUGUUGCCUUCAGAGCUUUUGUUGAUAAAGUGUUAAGUGAAAGUGCAGGGAAUCAAGACAGAACCAGACGAUUUGAAGGUGAUGGAAAUGACGUUCAGUAUUCAUUCAAAAGUGAUUCACCAGAGAAUGAGGAAGAACAGGAAAGCUGUGAUGAAGACUGUGGAAGUGAAGGAAAUGUAAAAUCACGGACAGUUACCAAGCAUGGUUACAGUCAACUUUUCAAACUGAGUGAAAGUCAGUUUUAUCAGAGAGACUGCCUUGAAAGUCAACAGCAAACUCACAAAGAAAAAGAGGCUUUGUCAUCCACACUAUAUGAAAAAAGGUUUUCAACAAAAGAUGGUUUGAGGAAGGAGGGGUCUGCCCACACUAAGAAGAAGCCAUUAAUGUGUAGUGAUUGUGGAAAACCAUAUUUUCAGAGAAGUGAACUCAAAGCUCACAUGAGAAUUCAUACAGGUGAAAAACCAUUCACUUGUACGGAAUGUGAAAGUCAUUUUUAA
This is a messenger RNA of Macrobrachium nipponense, 507 nucleotides long. Its product is annotated as gastrula zinc finger protein XlCGF57.1-like. Gene Ontology annotation, biological process: regulation of transcription by RNA polymerase II. The coding region runs from base 1 to 507 and encodes 168 amino acids. The transcript is spliced from 2 exons. Gene Ontology annotation, molecular function: RNA polymerase II cis-regulatory region sequence-specific DNA binding; DNA-binding transcription factor activity, RNA polymerase II-specific. NCBI's taxonomy places the organism in Eukaryota, Metazoa, Arthropoda, Malacostraca, Decapoda, Palaemonidae. The record is from RefSeq and is a predicted model, not a curated record.